Messenger RNA from Hyalella azteca, 317 nucleotides. Its product is annotated as vascular endothelial growth factor receptor 3-like. The record is from RefSeq and is a predicted model, not a curated record. Lineage: Eukaryota; Metazoa; Arthropoda; Malacostraca; Amphipoda; Hyalellidae. The annotation marks the transcript as partial. The transcript is spliced from 2 exons.
AUCCUCCACAUGUAGAAGUUCGUCUUGGGUCAUCGUUGAGUCCCGAAAACAUACGUGAAGGCAGCGACGUAUACUUCGAGUGUGUCAUCAGGUCCAAUCCGAAGAUCUACAAGAUCGAGUGGUUCCAUAACAACUCGUCGGUGCAGCACAACGUGUCGGGCGGCGUGAUCGUGAGCAACCAGUCGCUGGCGGUGCAGCGCGUGAGGCGCUCCCAGGCGGGCAGCUACGCCUGCGCCGCCGCCAACACCGAGGGCGACGCCCGCAGCCAACACCUCAACCUCGUCGUCCAAUUAUACGAUGCCGAUCUUCAUAACUAA